Molecule: messenger RNA, 9677 nt
Organism: Hydractinia symbiolongicarpus
Lineage: Eukaryota; Metazoa; Cnidaria; Hydrozoa; Anthoathecata; Hydractiniidae
Product: DNA polymerase beta-like
Exons: 2
Coding region: 8173-8937 (254 amino acids)
Biological process (GO): double-strand break repair via nonhomologous end joining
Cellular component (GO): nucleus
Molecular function (GO): DNA-directed DNA polymerase activity; DNA binding
Source: RefSeq, a predicted model, not a curated record
UGGUUUUUUUUCUUAUAAACAAUUCUUUAGGAUUUUUUCAAGGGAGGGAUGCAGUAGUAUCACAAACCUCAAACCUCACACUACUGAGGGGCUAAUCACACGAGCCUGGUUAGCGGGGUUGGCUCGGUUAGGCAGGCUGUAAUCAGCAUGGUAUCAUAUGGAAUUUUCUCAGAUCAGGCUAAAAAGUGUUUUUAUUUCAAUUUUCCCGCUUAUAAAAUGACAGAAGGGAAAGAAAACGUAUCCGCAGCUCUUAAAAUUGCAGCUAUAUCCUCUGUACAGACUGCAUGUCAACAGAUUCAAAGCUUGCUACUUUUAUGACGAGGGCAGCAUAUAGAAUUCCCAACAGCGUUAGAUGUAAUUUUUUCUCUCAAAAAGAAAAUGGUCACAACACGCAAAAGUCUGUUAAAUCAACGAAAAAUGGAAAGAAAAAAAGGAGCACACUAUAUGCAGAUCGAACAGAGCGAUGGUGAAAAAAUAUCAAAUCAGGAUCGAACAUGCCAGAAACUUAGGAAAAAGAACUUUCGUUUAUACCGAAGCGAGUUAGAUCCGUUGUUUGAAGAAAUUUGCAGUUAUUUCAGUAACAAUGAAGAAGUUACCUACAAUAUCAUGCUUAGCACAGCUAGAAAUCCGGAAAAAAGGUAUUUUUGGUAGGCUGAAAUCCCCGUGGUAUAUAUUGACACAAAAAUGGAUCUAACUUUGGAAAAUAUCCCAGUUGUUGUUUAAGCAUGUGUGAGUAGCAUAAUUUGUAUGUUAAUGAAAACCAAUGCAAGAAAAAUGAAAGAGCCUACAAACCUUUUCCAGUUCCUAUAUUUUUAUGCAACUCCGAUGAUGAGAACGUAACACACAGAAUUAUCACUAAUCAGUUUGCAAGUUUUGUUUAAAGAUAUGUACAUAACAAUUUCAUUAUUUACAUUUGUUAUGAUCACGGGACAAGUUUAAUUUAAAAAUUAAAAACAAGAUAUUAAUAACAAAAUAGGAAGAUAUGUGUUAUCUUUAUAAUAAUACGGAAAUUGGCCCGUCUGUCUGUCUGUAACAGGCAAAGGGGAUGUGUUUAUUUUCCUUUAAUCUAGCCGAAAUUUUCUUUAAAGUCGCCGACAAUAGUAUGUCCAUUUUGCCAGCGGGUUUACUUUCUUUACAUCACGUGAUCAAAAUGAUGCAAAUGAUUUGCUGAAUUAAUUUUAACGGCUGACUACGGAACAGGGUUGGUUACCCUCGACACAAAACCAACAACAAAAGAACGGUCCCUUCGUCUUGAAAAAAGUGCAAAAAUUGAAAAGGUAAAGUGGUUCAAAAAAGCAUACAUGAAGUGAAAAGUGGAGCUAGAAGUAGUAAAGUAAAGUUGGAGAUAGAAAAUGAAUGCUAGAGUUUCAAGUGGAUUGGAAUUUAGAAAAAGUAAAGAACCGCGUUAGCUGGCAUAUAUUUGUUUACAUUUUUCGGAUAAUUAAUAUGUCCCCUGGUGCGUAACUAAUGUAUUUAACCUAAAAUUGAAAAUGCUACUCUAAGCUGUUAGCUUGAUACCAAACAAAUUUGCUAGCGGAAGAGGAAAUUUUGGUUUGUUAAACUCUGAAAUGUCAUAAUUUUAACUAUAUUUAACUGGGUGUCCUAGCUACUGUAGCUAAUGUUUUUUAACAAUAAUUAUAAUGUAACAAGCCACAAAAUCUUUCAAGGAAUUUUUGAACUUUUAGGAUAGUGUAGACAUUUUUAUGCCCAACAUAGAGUAUCAUUUUUCUUACGUUUUCAGGAAGCCACAUGCACUAUGAAAAGAGGAAGGUUUUUGUAAAAUUUAAUGUGUGUGCGUUAAUUGGUUUUAUUUUUACUGUUUUGUUUUGACAUCCAGUUUAACUUUUGUGAGCCAGCCAGCCAGUAAGUUACCAGGUUAUUUUUACAAGUGUUAUUGAUAUUUUUACAAGUGUUGUUGAUAUUUUUACAAGUGUUGUUGAUAUUUUUAAAAAGGUUGUUGAUAUUUUUAGGGGGAAUUUAUUUUUGGUUAAAAAUUUUAAAGAGAGGAUCGUGUUUUUGUCCGUUUAUAUUAUUCGUGUUGCAAACUUCUGUUUUUAUAAAUUUUGUGCAAACUUUUGUGGAAAUAGAUCACAUGCAAUGUACUGAAAGAACAAAUUUUUGUAGAAUUGGUCUUCACUGUAAGCUGUUGUGUAAGCUAUUAUCUUUUUAUAUUUCGUUUUAUAAACUUUUGUUGAGGAGACUCACUAUAUGUGAUGUCAUUUUUGCUGGAAUAACAUUCCACAGUUUCACGUUUUUGUUUGUUAUAAGAAUUUUAAAAAAUUUUGUGGGAAUAAAUGUUUGUUGAUGAUAAAAAAAUUGCUAAAUGUUUUGACUGAAACUGUUUUUGUUUUUUACAUUUUGUAAUCUAAUGAGUGAGGACUGUAUGCACUGAAAUGACUGAUUUUUCUAUAAUUUGAUGUGUUUCAUAACCUUUUUUGUGGAAAACUUAUCGGUAAAGGCAAUGUGCAACAUGCUGAAUGAUUUUUGUUGAUUUGGAUGUGCUCCCCAAAAACCGGACCGUAUACAAUGUUUCCAAAAAAAUGAUAUUUGUUUAUUUGAAAUUUUCUCCUUCCUUAUUGCUUUUUUGACAUUUCGGUUUAAAAUGGUUGGUGAAGGGCAAUACGGAUCAUCAUUCCAAAAAAAUGAGUUUGUGUUGUUAACCAAUUAAUUUUUGGAGGUGGGAGAGGAUCGUAUGCAAUCGAAUAAAUGAUUUGUUUAGAUUUAAAUUUAUUUUUAGAUUUAAUCGUUUUCCAAACUAUGGUUUUUUUGUAUAUAUAACCAUUUGUAAAAGCUUUUAGGGAAAGGACAAUGUUUAAAACUUAAUUUAAUUGAAUAGUGCUUGCUCUUGCAAGCCUUUCUCUUUUGACAAUUCGGAUUAAAAUAUUGCAGGUUUUCAACGCAAUCGUUUAACUAAAUUUAAAUUUUGAGAUGUGUUAUUUCUAACUUUACUAUUAUUGUCGGUGUUGUAUUUGUUAGUGUUGUUGUAGUCGGUGUUCUGACUGUUGAUGUUGAAACUUUCUAUCAACUAGAUUUUACACUUUGCAAGGUAUUGUUUUUGCAUUUUGUGUAGGGGUUUCUUGGGAGUAUUUCAUGCGAUUUCACAUUUGACAUUCUGUGUAAGAUUUUAAGAACUUUUUUGAAAACGGUCUUUUUUGCAUUUCCAGGUUAAUUUUUUUGGUAAAGGACAGUAUUCAAUAUAAUGAAAUAUUUGCUGAUGUCAUCAAAAUUUAAAUGACAGAUCUUUUCUAUUGCUCUUCUGCCUAAGUGGAUUUUUCCACGGGCUUUAUUGACUAGUAUAGUGAUAAUAAAAUAUGAAGAGUAUGGUUCAAUUUCGUGUUAUUGAGAGAUUUGUUGAAUUAUUGAGAGAAAAACGUUAGAGAUAACUUUAACAUGAAGAAUUUAAAUAUAUACUUAAUUUGUAACAUUUCGAAAAUAUUAACCAAUAUUACGAAUUUUCUCCGCACCAAAAUUUCUUCUCUUAAAAGGGUAGUAAACAUUAAAAUCUGAAAAUCCGUAAAAGUUUUUUCUUAUAAGCAACUCAUGAAAAACCAACUAGAUAUACUUGAUUUUAAGAGAUUAAUACAGAAUUACAGUAUCUAUUUGCAAGUUCACUAGCAGUAUCGGAACUACGGAGCAACUUCUAUCUUUAACUACAUAAAAGUUACAAAAAAGCAUGUAUCAUAAGAAUUAUAAUAUAAAAAGUAUCGAUUUUUAUGGUCAAGAUUAUAAAUUGCUUUUAAAAAAUAUUUGUAUAUAUAUUUGUAUAUAGUAACAAAACAAUAUACAUAUUGUGCAAAAUUGACAAAAACAUGAACCUUUCCUUUUUUUGUGUUCUCACUUGAAAGUUCAUCUUACUUGUUCCUUGUUGACUGAAGUUAUCCCCAUUGGGUGUUUGCCCAUGUAAACUAUUUACAUACUCCGAUAAUAACCCUGGUGGAUUGGUGGUGUCAACUGAUGAUGUAUAUUUUGAUAAAACAUGUUUUGAUUUGUAGAAGCUUGAAAAGACAUAACUUCUGCUAAUUUUUCAAAACGAUCUACUAAUUCUCUCAGCCAUCUUAACCUUUUUACUGAAGAUGAAAAAAUUUUAGUGGAUUCUUUCAUCGCAACCGCCAUUUCCCUGCGAAGCAUCGCAUCUUCUUUUGAUUUAUCAAUCAAAAUAUUAUUAAGCUGAGCAGCGCAGAUAAGCCACGUUUAAGAUGUUUACGUUUAUUAUCUACUAGGGCUGAAAUGGAAAACUUCCGUUUUUGUUUUAUCUGAUUGGUUACUACUGCUGACAUGUUUUGAGAUGGGAGAAAUUACAUCCUCCUCAGUGGCCGUAGAACCCCCUUUCUCAUUGUCAGCUAUUCCUGGUAGUGUGUUGUUGUUGUUGAAAUCAAAUCGAUUGUUACUGUAUUCUCAGUAUCUACACCGUUUGGUAACGGUUCCACAUUGCCCCAGAUAUUUUUCAGAGAAUCAAAAUGGGUAAAUACAAUUUUCCCACUGCAAGAUCUUGUACCAGUGAUAAUUGCUUUCGAAAGAUUUCUUAUAUCUUUUCUUGCACUCUACUCUUUCCCUUACUGAUUCUCAAGUUGUGAAGUUUCAUUUCCUUUUUUAUUUGUAGUACUUUUUUCAUGGGACAAUGUUUCUAUGUAGUUGUUGCUGUCAACAGCACCAUAUAACUCCACAAUGCCACCCUCGUAUAUAGCAGCCAGCCGGAGUAUAGAAGAGGUUUGUCCCUAUCGAAGUCGAGGCCAUUGAAACGGCUUUGUCUUCUUUUCGCCCAUUUUGUUUAUCCUGUACAGACAUCGCACACGCGCACUACAAUACUAUUGAUCCCGGUUCGCCUUGUCGGAACUGUCAUAUAGAAAAUUUUCAGUCCGUUUUGCCGGUAUCCUGCUUUUACAAAGCGACAUCCCGGUUAGCUGCGCCAGCUCCGUUCUCAUGUGAUAGCAAGUUGUGUUUUGUGAGAAUUUGUUAAGGAAGGUGAGAUCUGGACAAACUGAGUCUGCCUGCUUUGCCGGGCUGAUUUUUCUCAUGUGAUAGCCCCUAAAUGUAGAUCUGAUAUUAUUGUGGAGAUUCUAAACGUGAUAAGAUGUUAAUUAAUGCAGCACAAAUAGAAGCACUUCUGCUUUCCCCUACACAUCUACAGAAUAUCUUCCUGAAAAAGCCUGGAUAAUUUCACACUUCAUGUAGUUGAUUAGAACAUUAUUGAAUCACUUUUUCUGUUUUUAAUGACGCCAGCGUAACACUAAAACAAAAUUACUGGUAUUUGAUAAUAAGUUUAGUAAACAAGGUAUUUACUGUUUAGGAGUUUAUUCUGAAAGAAAUUGCUGCAUGCGACAGAAAUUUUACUACAUUACAGGCCCGGUCGGGAAAAUUUACCCCCGCUAGCGCUAAAUCGCUCACAUAAAUUAAUCUGCGUGAGCGAUCCACGUGCGAUCACAAAAGCUCGUACAAAUUAGUUUGCGUGAGUGGUCAAUGAAACAAAAAGUACGACAUGCACAUGCUUGAUCUGUUAAAUAAUCUUAUUUAAUCAUUGGUUAGAUCAUCUUCUUCCAACUUCUGCUCUUGUUUCUUUUUUUGUAGGUGCUGCAUCCAGUGGUGAUAUCGAUGAUCUUGUGACAUACCCGUCUUACACCUCCCAGAGCAAACAAUCGGAAAAAAAGGCCUGUCGGAUGUACUGGUAUGGAUUUUACUUUAUUUUUUUAUGGAUUUUGUCAACUUGAUUUCUUAUUUUACAAAGUUUUUUUUAUGGAAAAACUCUGUCGGACUUUUGUUCGGCAUAACAAAAUCCUUGUCAGAUAUAGUUUUUGUCCAUGGUGUGGUAUUUUGGCUGGUAAAAGUUUUAAAAUUUUGGUGUUGUCCCCCCCCUCCAAAAACGUAGGUGUUACCAUGCCGCCUUAUAAGUUAUCAGUUACUAAUUUUUGUUUUCUUUAAGGUAAAGCAGGCGAGCCGCUGCCAGUGACGUGCGAAAAGACAUUUUCGAAAUAAUUGGCAAAGACUAUGUGGUACCAUCUAAAAGAAAUGUUAAGGGUUUAUUUUCUUUCAUUUGUGAUUUUGCGAUUUUUUUUCAUGUAUUGCAUUUAUGAGAGAAAAUAAUACUUGAGACAACAUUUUUAAUGUGCUGAACUUUAUUUGAAGCCCUGAAUAUUAUGAUAUGAAGUUACUAGCAAAUAUAAAAGAACUGAGGAAACUCAUCCAAUGGUUUUAAUAAAAUUGUUACCUGAAAGGAAAACCAACGAAAAAGUUACAUAUGUUUUUUGUAGUAAAAAUAUUCUUAUAUAUCAGGAAAACAACAUUGCAUAAAAAUUUUCAAAUCAACCCAAAAGAUCUCAAUUUCGAUCACACUUCCCCUAAUUGUCAAACAAAAACUUACUCGGUUCGCAUAUAAUUUAUCGAUUUGUGACGUAACACGUCUCGCGCAAUAACAGGUGGCGACAGAAGAGUCUAUGUAAGCGAAAAAUGUCGUCAUCAAAACUCGAUUUCGUUUUAUCUAAAUCAUCUGGAUAACGUGAAUUCAUCUAACGCCCAAGAACCACAAAAACGGAUUAACACACAAACCCAGGGGCAUAGCCAGAAAAAAAUAAGCCUUAGUAAAACUUUUGACCCGUAGGAUUUGAAGAGAGGGGGCGUUGUGAGUCCCUGGCGCCUUUUUAUGCCCUUUAAGCACUAAAACGCCAUAAAACCGCCUCUCUGAGAUACACGUUAAGUAAUCUAUACAUUUAAGGCUGUAAACAGCACAACACCUUUACUUUUUAUAGAUUGAAAGAUAUUAAAUCAAUAACUAAAAUUUUCAUUCUUCUUUCUUCAUGUUUAGCACCAAAGUAACAUCAUCGAAAAAGAGGAAUAAAUGACAACAUAAAAAAACAUUUACUAAAAACUGUUCUCAAGGUCGUAAACCAGCAAUAUGACAGCACAACAGCGUCAUAAUGCUUUUUCUAAAUUGAAAGUUAUUAAAUUAAAACUAAAAUUUUCAUAUUCAGCACUAAAAUAACGUUUUUUUACAUUGAAAUUUAUUAAAAUUUUCUUUCUUUAUAAAUAUAACAAGAAGCCCUGCGGCUUUAAGAUUUCCGUCAUUAGCCUGAAAGAUUUUGAAAUUUGAAGUAGACCUUGAAAACGGAGAAUUAUGGGGUAAACAAAUCACGAGUACCACAAUUCUCAACUAUUUUUGUAACUAACCUGCAAUGUUAAAAUACAACUCAUUAAAUAAAAAAUAAAAAUUUUACAUAGCUAUAUGAAGUAUUCUAAAAUAACAGUUAAAACUUUAACUGGAUAUUUUUAAAAGUGAUCAGGAAAAUUCUGGAAAUUCCAGAAUACAAAUCUUGCUAUUUGACGAUUUGAAUAUAAUAACUUCUGAACGAGCUCAAUUUGAAUGAUGAAGUAGUUCAUUGUUUAUUUAUUCAGCAAUAAAUACAUAUUAGCAUUUGAAUAUUUCAGUAUUUAGGCCUUCAAAAUUUACUCUCUUGUUGAAAAUUUUUUGAAAAUGCAGUAGUAUAGGAGAGUGAUUAUAACCAGGUUUUCGCUCCUCCUACACCUUUACCCCCAAAAACCCCGCUUUCACCAUUUCCACUACCCCCUCAUCCAAAAAACAAGUAAAAACGAAAUAAUAUGACGUCAUACGUGAAAUCAUAAUAAUACAGAAUAUAAAUGCCAAUAACAUAUAUAAAUGAAAAAUAAAUAAUAUAUAAAUGUAAGAUACAUGACGUCAUCUGCCAAUGAUACAGAAUAUGAGUAAGGGAAAUUCCCAAAAUAUUCAAUCCUUGACCAAACAAAAUUUUCUGGUUGAAAAGAAAAUCUGUAUAUAAUAAAGGAAUGAGUUGGUUCAAAAAUGCAAUUAGUAAAAUAUAUAAUACCGUGUCAGCACCAGUAGCGGCAAAUCGCGAAGCUCUUGUUAAACAACUAAGGAGCGUGCGGGAUACCGUUAGUUACUAUUAUAACAAGGCCAGGGGUCAAUUUUCAGGAACACCAACUAUCCGCGAUGAGGUUCAACGGGUCACCAUCGAAGAUGAAUACCAAGAAAUUGAGGACCUCAAACACAUGUUUGGGAAAGAAUCUAAGCAUGCCACCAAUACGGAGGUGAUCGAGGAUAUUUAGAACAUUUUUGAUGAUGACGCGAAAAUGAUAGAAGACGGAAACCGCAUCAAAACAUAGAGGUUUAAUAAUAACCUUAACCAGCCAUUGACAGAUACCAUUAUGCGAAAAAGCACACCACACGCAGACAUGCGUGUGAAGGUGGUAUACAGCUUUAGCUGUGAUAUUUACAGAGGCGGUGGAGAUGUGGCCAAUUACCACAAAACAAAGAGCUCCGGGUCACUCUUAAGCAUGGCUGAAAUAGAGGCUUUCAUCGAUGAAUGUGAGAUGAAACGCCUCGAUCUGGAAGAUGCCGAAUUUUGGACGAAAGCCUAUUUGCCACCAGAAAGGACUAUCGAGACACCAGGAGCAUAUAAAUGCAAAAUAAUAUUCAAGCACGCACAAGUCAAGAUAAUUUUUACGAGAGAACCCCUACUUGGAUGUGGACCAUUACCAGAUUGGCUGCGCGGAAAAAGAUGUAUCUAUGCCAUGGAUGGUGAAGAUGUUAGAACGGACAAUUUAUGCUUCUGGAGGUGUCUAGCUGUAGGGGAGAGAGCGGAUGUAAAAAGAGGGACAGAGUUCCUUACAAAGACGGCCCUCAAAUUAGCUCGUGAGUACCACGAGCAACCUAAAUUAAAGAGGGAAGAGGUAAGGGCUACGAGGCUCGUGGACUUGGAAGGUAUCGCCAAAAAAUUCAAAAUUAACAUAAGAGUUUUUGAACCAAAAACAAACACCGACAAGGCCCCAUGGCGUCUCGUCUAUGGCCACAAUCAAUACAAAAAGGGGUUGGACACAAUUGACCUCGGCAUGCUGCAUGAUCAUUGCUUUUAUAUCAAGAAACUGGAUGUAUUGACGCAGAAUUGGGAAUGCGAGGUUUGUACACAAUGAUUCAACAGAUCGGAGAACCUCACACGACACAAACAAAAUGAAUGCGAAGGUAUCAAAACCAAGAUCAUUUGCAAAGGUGAAAAGAUCGAACGGAUGCAGAGUAGCUCUGAAAAGGUAUUUUAUCCCGAUAAGGGUUUCAGUUACGCGGUAUGCCAAUGGAUUGAAGCCAUGUCAAAUCAAACAGGUAGGCAUAUACAUCAUGCUCUUUGUGGGCAUGGGGGAGAACGUGUGAUACGCGACGGCAGUAAGGCUGUAUACAAGAUUGAUGGGUAUGAUCCUCAGACAAAAACAGUAUACGAAUACCACGGCUGCAAAUGACAUGGAUGCCCAUGUCAGCCUAAUAGAACCAACGUGGAUAAAAAUAAUUUUAAUUUCACCAAAUUUAAAGAGGAUCACAUUCGGAAACUCGGCUACAAUAAUGUCACUGCAUGGGAGUGUGAAAAUCCUCCCAAGGUUAAGAGGGUAUUCAAGAAAGAAUUUCGAGCAUAUUCCCACUUCAACGCCUUUGAUUUCGAGGCUCUCCUUGCACCAUUGGACCAGCAGCAAACGUCCUAUCUAAAAUAUAUAUCAGAGCAUAUACCCGUCAGCGUAGCCAUUCACGAUAGUCAACAAAAAACAUCCAACAUUUAUGAUGAAUGAAGACCCAAAGGUGCUUGUGCAAAAAUUUGUUGAGCAACUGGAGCAGAGACAGAUCCAGAGUGUUAAAGAAGUUGAAAAGAUAUAUCCCAAGCCGGAUGAUU